UUGAGAUGGGGCCGCUAUUCUAUCUUGAAACUGUUCUUCUUGUUAGCUGACAUGUAAAAGGUAAUUCACAAUAAGAUUCACUUUGUUCUGGACUAAAGUACGCACUGGCAUCAUAACUGAAUUAAAUCACUGAUAAACAUCCAGAUACUUCUCUCCACCAGGUUUACAGUACCUCUGUAUGUGUCUUUUUCAGCUGUGGAAUGUUGACUUUUGGUUGAGCUUGUAUUAUGUGUGUUCAGGUUUCCCUGAAGAACAGUUGUUCUCACUUCUGCGGAGGAGCCAUCCUGACUGAGCGCUGGAUAAUGACUGCUGCACACUGCUUUGCAUCACUCUCAGAAGAGUUUCUUGGUGGUAUUAGAGUGGUGGUGGGAGAGUUUGACCAGCGAGUGGAUGAUGAAGAGGAGCAGGUUUUUCUCAUCAAGUCUGUUUCAGUCCAUGAGAAGUACCAUCAUGCUUUGCCUAUGAGCUAUGAUAUAGCUCUGAUCGAACUGGAUCACCACAUUCAACUGGGAACCCGAGUCCACCCUAUAUGUCUGCCUUUGCCUGAUGAGAGCAUCCCACCUGAAACCAGCUGCAUUGUGGGUGGAUGGGGUAGGGUGAAGGAAAAGGGUCGUCUUCCUGCAGUGCUGAGAGAGGUCCAGUUAGACUUAGUAAACUCAGCCAAAUGCAGAUAUGUCCUCCAGACUGUCAAAAGUUCAGCUCGUAACCAGAGACCUCAGCCAGCCAUGACAGUUCUGUGUGCUGGGGCAGAGCGAGGAGGUAGAGAUGCCUGCCAGGGGGACUCAGGGGGUCCUCUGGUGUGUCCAGCAAGUUCAGGCAGCAGACACUGGGUAGCACUGGGUGUAACUUCCUGGGGGAAGGGAUGUGGUCGAAGCUGGGGAAACAACAGCAGCCGCCACCCUUCCAGAAGAGGAUCUCCAGGGGUUUUCACUGAUGUCAGGCUGCUGCUGCCCUGGCUAAAGCAUAAACUGAGAGAGGCUGAUGAGCAGCAGCAGAACACGACCUUAUCAGGAAUCUGUAGCGUGAGAGAUGGGCCUGUAACUGACAGUGAGGGGAUAAUAAGAAACCCCACCCACCCUGGUGAUCACUAUGACAACAACCAGUUAUGUGUGUGGAGUAUCAGUGUUCCUCCAGGUUAUGGUAUUCUGCUGGAGUUUGAUCAUUUUGAUCUGGAGAAUGACUCUUACUGCCACUAUGAUCGACUCACUGUUUCAGUUGGCUCACACAGGCCUGUUGGGAUUUUCUGUGGAGGUGACCUUCCAGGUCCUGUGUUCUUGAAUAAUUCCCAGAAUGCAACGCUUCUUUUUUCCUCUGACAUUAACAGAGCAGGAAGUGGCUUUGUCAUUAGGCAUCGUGCUGUCCAGGGACACUCUGAUCCUGGAUGUGGAACUGUUCUUGUUUCUGUUGAGGAUCAGACUGCUGUCCACAGCCUGAAUUACCCACAGUUCUACAGUAAUGACUGUGUCCUCCGCUGGGUUGUCUAUGCUCCACAGGAUCAUGUUGUUAAGCUUGACUUUGUUGAUUUUGACCUGGAAGAGUCAGACGGAUGCUUGUAUGAUUCCCUCACUGUACUGGGAGAUGUGGAAGGAGUACAUGAGAUUGCUGUGCUGUGUGGCAGAAGUGUCCCUCCUCCUGUCCUGUCCUACCACAGCAUCAUGGUGCUUCAGUUCACAUCAGACAGCAGCAUCACACACAGAGGCUUCAGUGCUACACUUGCAUUCAUCAGCCAUUCUGACCUCCAUGAUCAGGACACGGCAAGUGUGGCAAGUUGGAGAGAUCACCAAGAUGAUUUAGCAGCUAAAGAGCGACACAUCACAUCAUAUGUGAACUUGGAUGUAGCAGCCCCAGCUGUGCAGGAGUCAAGCAGCAGAGCCCUGUCUCAGCAGAGCCCAGAUGAUCCCAGGCUGCGUAUGAACGCGGGCUCAGAUGAUGAAGACUACAGUGGAGAGUCUUCAGGGAGAGGGUAGCAACCUGUUGGAAGAGAAAAAUACAUGUUGAUCUUGACUGAAAUAAAUAACAAUGCCAAUGUUCAAUAAAUUCCAUUUAAUAAAAUAAAAGAAAAGUCCUAAUAAGGCGGGAAAAAAGCAACUUCUUGACA
Molecule: messenger RNA, 2098 nt
Organism: Scatophagus argus
Lineage: Eukaryota; Metazoa; Chordata; Actinopteri; Scatophagidae
Product: ovochymase-2
Exons: 14
Coding region: 228-1967 (579 amino acids)
Biological process (GO): proteolysis
Molecular function (GO): serine-type endopeptidase activity
Source: RefSeq, a predicted model, not a curated record